AUGCUCAGAAGAGGGGCGGCAAGAGACAGGGCGGCGGGCGAGAAGCUUCCCACCAACAAGGCUUUGCCCGAUCAACAGCUGCCGGUAGCGAAGCCGGACUGGGACGUGAAGCCGGCCCCCAAGCCGCCAGUCGAUGUCCAUGUCCCCAACGGGCAACUCGCUGUUGGCGCUAGACCCCCAUCACCGCCUGAAUCGCCGCCUCCGGCCUCAGCAGCGCGCGGGCCGCCUGCCCCAGUCAUGGCUACCUUGAUCGAUCCAGUUACCAGUGCCAUACCAUCUAUGGCCCUCGCAGUUCCUACAACGCCCCCGCCAACCUCCCCCCCGUCACGCCCGUCUCUCAGCGCCAGACCCCAGCGAGCCCGCGACCGGCUCAUGCCCGCGCAACUCCAUGUGCCGCCACCUCCGCCGCUGGCCCGACCUGUUGCGGACCAGGAGGGGCUGGCCGGAGCAAGGAAUGAGCUCAGCGCGCUCGAUGAGCAAAUGAAGCGGCAGAAGGAGCUCAUCAGGGCUUCUCAGUUGAACAAAGAGAGGCAGGCCAAUGCGGCCGGCGAACAGGUUCGCAGUCUCAGGGAGCAUGUGCAGCGCCUUGAGGCCGACAACGGCGUUCUCAAGGCCGACAACGACAUGCUCAAGGCCGACAACGACAUGCUCAAGGCCGGCAGCCUGAAAGCCGACGUCGACAAGCUGAAAACGGAGAAGCAGACGCUCGAGAUGCGGGGCGUCGAGCUGAGCAAGAACGUGCACAGGCUUGGCGCGGACAGACACAAGUUAGAGGCCCAGGUUACGGAGCUUGGCGGAACCAACAAGAACCUCAAGGGCGCCGUCGACAGACUCGGCGCAGAGAAGCAAGUUCUGGAGACGAAGGUGGCGAGGUUGGAAGUGACCAUCGAGACCAUGAAGGCCACCGUCGCCAAGUCUGAUUCGGACAAGAAGCAGCUCGAGACCAAGCUUCAGACUACCGCAGAAAAUAUUGAGGCGGAGAGGAAGCAGUUCGAAUCCAAGGUGCAGGCAGUUGUCGAGAAGGCAAAGCAUGACCGGAAGCAGAUGGAAUCGGCCCUCCAGUCUACCAUUGACAAGGCGAAGGACGACCGCAAGCAGCUCGAGGCCAAGCUCGAAGCCACUAUCAGCAAGGCGGACGAUGACCGUAAGCAGCUGGAGACCAAGCUCCAGACCACUGUCGACAAGGCCAGCACGGACAAGAAGCAGUUUGAGACGGCGCUUCAGUCUGCCACGAGCAAGGCUGAGGAUGAUCGCAAGGAGAUCGUGGCCAAGCUCCAGGCCACUGUCAACAAUGCCAGCCUGGACAAGAAGAAGCUUGAGACGGCACUUCAGUCUGCCAUCGACAAGGCGGAGGAUGAUCGCAAGCAGCUCGACGCGGCGCUCAAGGCAGAGGCCAGCGCGGCGGACGCCGAGAAGACAAAGCUACAAGCGGCGCUCGACGGCUCGAACCAGGACCUCGCCAAGCUGCAGGCAGAGCACGCGGAGCUGCGCGAGGACCGCGACAUCCUCGACGAGGACGUCAAGUACCUCGAGGAGCACAUCCGCGUGUGGGACGCCAGCAACAAGAAGGCCAUCCAGCAGUGGAGGAACCGCUGCAACCAGCUCGCCAGGCAGCUCGCCGAGAGCAACAAGCUGCUGGAGCAAUGGGCCGCGGGCGACGCGGGCGACGACUAA
This is a messenger RNA of Lasiosphaeria miniovina, 1674 nucleotides long. RefSeq lists its product as uncharacterized. The transcript is spliced from 3 exons. The coding region runs from base 1 to 1674 and encodes 557 amino acids. The record is from RefSeq and is a predicted model, not a curated record. NCBI's taxonomy places the organism in Eukaryota, Fungi, Ascomycota, Sordariomycetes, Sordariales, Lasiosphaeriaceae.